Molecule: messenger RNA, 718 nt
Organism: Asparagus officinalis (garden asparagus)
Lineage: Eukaryota; Viridiplantae; Streptophyta; Magnoliopsida; Asparagales; Asparagaceae
Exons: 3
Coding region: 266-658 (130 amino acids)
Source: RefSeq, a predicted model, not a curated record
AUUGAGACAUAUUAUAUAUUGCAAAACAACUAAAAUGGUCCGUUGUUCGUGUUUCAUGUUUGAAUUCAAGGGCAUUCCAUGCCGACAUAUCUUGGCAUAUCUUAAACUUACCAAUCAUAGUGAGUUACCGGAAUAAUAUAUUCUAAGAAGAUGGUGCCGAAAUGUCAGAAAAAGGGUUGUUCUUAGAGAUGGUAAUAUUAUUGGAGAUAAUGCCACAAUUAAUUUUGCUUCUCGUUUUAGUGAACUAAAUUGCUUAGCUAAUGAAAUGGUCGAAGAGGGGCUAUCUUCUAAUGAUGCAUAUGAAUUAAUGCGUGAAAUGAUGAUGGAUGCUAUUAAUAAGGUGCAACGUUUGAAACUCAUCAAUGAUGAAGAAAUUGGACAAGAUGUGGAUGAGGAGUGUUCUCAAGAUAUAGUUCAUGAACCAAGUCAAGCAAGAACAAAAGGAAGGCCUAAAGGGAAGAGGUUAAAGCCAUCGAGAGAGAUCCGUAGAUGCCGGCCUAGGAAAUGCAAAUUGUGUGGAAAGCGAGGACAAAAUCAUGAUAGCAGAAAUUGCCCUCUAAAGUUGUCAAGUGAUUCAAUGGAACAAGAUAACAUUGAUGAAGCCACGGAUGAUUUAGAAGAUUCAUUUGAGGAAGAUGAAGUUCUCACUAUUGCGUGAAGUUUAAUCAAGGUUGGCAGAGAAAAUCACAUCACUAUUGGUGAGAAGGGGUUGAUGAAG